Molecule: messenger RNA, 5634 nt
Organism: Acipenser ruthenus (sterlet)
Lineage: Eukaryota; Metazoa; Chordata; Actinopteri; Acipenseriformes; Acipenseridae
Gene: mfsd1l
Product: major facilitator superfamily domain containing 1-like
Exons: 13
Coding region: 3744-4985 (413 amino acids)
Biological process (GO): transmembrane transport
Molecular function (GO): transmembrane transporter activity
Source: RefSeq, a predicted model, not a curated record
ACUAACAGCAUUCCCAAAGGAACACGGUCCCUGCAUCCAACAUGCUGGGUUAAUCAUUAUGAACCCUUCAUAGUGUUGGACACGGGUCAUUCCACGCCAACUCAACCAGUGCCGUUGCCUGUCCGUCUCAGAUUUUCCUAGAAAUUAUUUUUACAUAAUUAAAAACUAAAUUCAUGUUUUUUCUUUAAAAAAAAAAAAAAAAAAUCUUCCCUGUUUACAGUACCGUUGAAAUACACCUGUCUCUGUCAUCGAAGACCUCCUAAACCAAAGGCUUUCAGUUGUGCCUGAAAUUGACUGAUUGGCUAGCAUGAGAAUGCAGCAAAUGGCUUUUUCAUAAAUGGUUGGUCAGUCAAUCAAUUAUUCCCCUAGGAAGGCACCACAACUUAUUAAAAAAAAAAUAAACUUUACUAUCACUUUUUGGUUUUUAAAAUCCAACUAAGUAAGGUUUUGGUAGUUUCAAAUGUGUCAUCAUAACAACAAAGUCCAAAGUCCCAUAUGCAAGUUCAUAACCCCUCAACUCCAAGCUAGUGCCAGUGGAAGCACAUACUGUUACUUUUUCCUCUAGAUCAAUCCUCAGAGAAUGCACAACUGAAGAAAUAGCCAGUUUCGAUAGAACUAUGUGGUACUUUAAUGCUCGAAUGCAUGACAAAUGCAACUUCAAAAAUCUGCCAAAAAUCCAAAAUCCCCGGAUACCAACAUAUUUAGUUUGAUGCUUGUAGAUCUCAUCAACAUCUAUAACCCUAACCCUAACCCUAACACCAUGCAAGUUAUUAUGGCCUAAACUUGGUACAAAUAGCAAAAAAUCUAAUUUCAGUGGGGUUUAAUGACCAGUGGUGGGACUUGAAACCAAAGGUUCACAUAAUUUGGAAGACUGGUUCCUAAGGUUCUUACAGCAAUACUAACAUUUUAGGACCCACAUCCCCUACAGGGUAAAGGGUUAGGCUGAAGUUUGAAUAAAACUUGUCACUUACCCCUCAUCUUGCAAUUUGCCAGAAGUGAGUAGGGUGCUUCUAGUAUUUUGUUCUGAAAAGCCCUAUUCAUUACGAGUAGAAUGAGAUGCUACACAUGAUGGUAGCCUCUAAAUUGCACCCAGGGUGAUUUUUUCGGGUCAAGGUCCCUUUCUCACUUUGCAAGGUCACAGGUCAAAGGGGACAUUUAAAAAAAAAAAAAAAUGGUUAUCAUUUCUGAAAUCCGCAUGUCAGAAAACCCUCAGGUGAAUUUUUCUAGGGAAAUCUGAGAUGGAUGGGCAACGAAAUGUCCCUUUUCUGGUUGAGUUGGCAUGGAAUGACCCACAUGCAUGUCUUCAUGGUGCUGGACAUGCAUGUCUUCAUGGUGUUGGAUAACUACAUACUGCGAAAAAUUGACAUUGAUAUCAAUAGCGUUAUCAUUUUGUAGUUUUUUUGUUUAUAUGAUAAGUAAAAAAAAAUAUAUAUAUAUAUACAGACGUGCUCAAAUUUGUUGGUACCCUUACAGCUCAUUGAAAUAAUGCUUCAUUCCUCCUGAAAAGUGAUGAAAUUAAAAGCUAUUUUAUCAUGUAUACUUGCAUGCCUUUGGUAUGUCAUAGAAUAAAGUAAAGAAGCUGUGAAAAGAGAUGAAUUAUUGCUUAUUCUACAAAGAUAUUCAAAAAUGGCCUGGACACAUUUGUUGGUACCCCUUAGAAAAGAUAAUAAAUAAUUGGAUUAUAGUGAUAUUUCAAACUAAUUAGUUUCUUUAAUUAGUAGCACACAUGUCUCCAAUCUUGUAAUCAGUCAUUCAGCCUAUUUAAAUGGAGAAAAGUAGUCACUGUGCUGUUUGGUAUCAUUGUGUGCACCACACUGAACAUGGACCAGAGAAAGCAAAGGAGAGAGUUGACUGAGGAGAUCAGAAAGAAAAUAAUAGACAAGCAUGGUAAAGGUAAAGGCUACAAGACCAUCUCCAAGCAGCUUGAUGUUCCUGUGACAACAGUUGCAAAUAUUAUUAAGAAGUUUAAGGUCCAUGGAACUGUAGCCAACCUCCCUGGGUGCGGCCGCAAGAGGAAAAAUCGACCCCAGAUUGAACAGAAGGAUAGUGCAAAUGGUAGAAAAAGAACAAAGGAUAACUGCCAAAGAGAUACAAGCUGAACUCCAAGGUGUAGGUUCGUCAGUUUCUGAUCGCACCAUCCGUCGCUUUUUGAGCGAAAGUGGGCUCCAUGGAAGAAGACCCAGGAGGACUCCACUUUUGAAAGAAAAACAUAAAAAAGCCAGACUGGAAUUUGCUAAAAUGCAUAUUGACAAGCCACAAUCCUUCUGGGAGAAUGUCCUUUGGACAGAUGAGUCAAAACUGGAGCUUUUUGGCAAGUCACAUCAGCUCUAUGUUCACAGACGAAAAAAUGAAGCUUUCAAAGAAAAGAACACCAUACCUACAGUGAAACAUGGAGGAGGCUCGGUAAUGUUUUGGGGCUAAUUUGCUGCGCCUGACACAGGGUGCCUUGAAUCUGUGCAGGGCACAAUGAAAUCUCAAGACUAUCCAGGCAUUCUGGAGCGAAACAUACUGCCCAGUGUCAGAAAGCUCUGUCUCAGUCGCAGGUCAUGGGUCCUCCAACAGGAUAAUGACCCAAAACACACAGCUAAAAGCACCCAAGAAUGGAAAAGAACAAAACAUUGGACUAUUCUGAAGUGGCCUUCUAUGAGUCCUGAUCUGAAUCCUAUCGAACAUCUAUGGAAAGAGCUGAAACUUGCAGUCUGGAGAAGGCACCCAUCAAACCUGAGACAGCUGGAGCAGUUUGCUCAGGAAGAGUGGGCCAAACUACCUGUUAACAGGUGCAGAAGUCUCAUUGAGAGCUACAGAAAACGUUUGAUUUUGGUUGUGCAACAAAAUAUUAGGUUAGCGGUCCCAUCAUUUUUGUCCAUGCCAUUUUCAUUUGUUUUAUUAUUUACAAUAUUAUGUUGAAUAAAAAAUCAAAAGCAAAGUCUGAUUUCUAUUAAAUAUGGAAUAAACAAUGGUGGAUGCCAAUUACUUUUGUCAGUUUCAAGUUAUUUCAGAGAAAAUUGUGCAUUCUUUGUUUUUUGUGGAGGGGUACCAACAAAUUUGAGUACGUCUGUGUAAUAUAUAAUAUAUAAUAUAUAAAAAAUGUCUAAAUCCUAAAAUUCGUGAAGCAAAACUUUUGGCCAUAGGGUUCUGCAUUCCUGUAGAUGGCUGAUACGGUCUUGUUUCCCAUAUCAAGAUACCUGAGCAAUCCCUUCAUACAUUUUCUCAAAAAACACCAGAAAUAGAAAUAUAAAACUGAGGACCAUCUGGGAAGUAGGGCUGACUUGUUUUGUGGGCAGACUGGUAGAGUUCAGAAGCGCUGUAUCUGAGCUUCCCCUAGAAGGAUUGACUGUAGGUGUGUUUACACUAGUGUUCCCGAAUCUUUCUGAUAAGAGUCUGUACCGGAACGGUGUGGGGGGGUACUUCUCACAGGAGCAGACUGAGCAUGUGUGCUCUCAGGGGGAAAGAAAAAAAACCCAAAAAAACCUAACGCUCUGCAGUAGUGACAACAUAAACGACCGCCAUCAUUUGAAAAUAUCUCCAUUGUAAGCAGUGGACCUUGAAGACUGUUGAAAGAAAUUUGGAAAGUCAAAAACCAGGGAAGCCUGGAGGCCGAAACCAAGCAACGAGCAAGACUGAGAAAAAACAUCAGGACUGACACAUUAUGAUUAAAUCAGUUAAAAUGGCCAUAUCAGCAGAACUUGACCUGUGUGAAUUCAACCGUGACAAAUGGCUCAGACUGUGUGGAGGGGCUGGGAAUGAGCCCCCAGCAGUACAACCUGCUCUACGCUGUCUAUGCAUGGACUAAUGCAGUGGUGGUAAUCCUGGCUGGAUUCCUCAUUGACAAGCUGGGAAAUCGCUUUGGUGUGUUCCUCUUCUCGUUCCUGACUGUUCUCGGAUCAGCAGUCUUUGCCCUGGGCUCACACUUCAAAGGGACCGCCUACCUGCUACCCCUGAUGCUGACUGGCCGCCUGAUCUUUGGAUCUGGGAAUGGCUCUCUCACCAUUGUGCAGAACAGGAUCACGGCGUUCUGGUUCAAGGGGAAAGAGCUGGCCCUGGCCUUCGGCCUGACCUUGGCCUUCUCUCGGCUGGGCAGCGUACUCAAUUUCUUCCUUACCCAGCGCGUAGAGGCGCACUUCGGGAUCCAGUGGACACUCUGGGGAGGUACCUUUCUGUGUGUGCUGGGCUUCCUGGCAGCCAUCACGGUCAGUGCUCUGGACAAGAUGGGCAUGAGACAGCUGGGGCUGGAGGGGCUCAUACAGCAGGAGUCCAAGAAAGUGCGGUUUCAGGACCUGCGCUAUCUUCCUCUCCGUUACUGGCUCCUGGUCCUUACCAUCAUGUUCUUCUACAACGGAGUCUUUCCUUUUGUCGCCGAUGCCAGCAAGUUCAUCCAGGACAAGUACUCUGGAUAUAGCCAGAGGGAGGCAGCCUACAUCGCCGGGGCUGUGUAUGACAGCUCCCUGGUGCUGUCAGCCACAGUGGGGAUACUGAUUGACUCCGUGGGGCUGCGUGGUGUGUUUGCUGUCGGCUGUGCUGUCCUCACGCUGCCUGUGUUUGCUCUCCUCGCCUUCACCUUUGUGCCCCCUCUGGUCUCCACCCUGUGGCUUGGCGUCACCUACUCGUUUGCCGCGGCUAGUAUGUGGCCCUCUAUUCCUCUUGUGGUUCCCCAGGCCACUCUGGGGACAGCGAUGGGUCUAGCCACCUCCGUGCAGAUGAUCGGGAUUGGCGUGUGCAACCUCAUCGUGGGGCAGAUCCUGGGAACAGAAUCCAGUGAUGUGAAGAUCCCUCUGGAGCGAUGGCAGCAGGUGAUGUUCUUCAUGCUGGCCAACACGAUCGGCUGCAUCGUCAGCUCACUCAUUCUCAACAUUGUAGACAAGCGACAGGGUGGGACCCUCAAUAAUACCACAAAGCGCUCCCAGGAGACCCAGGAGGAACCCAAUGAGCCUCCAGAGACAUCCCCGUUGCUGGGGGAGGAGAAUGACCAUCGCGCCAUUAACUAGCAGGCCUCAAAGUUGUUCUCUGUAGCAAGUUUAUGGUUUUGGUUCAUCUAUCUACCAACAAAUUUGUGCAAUAAAAUGCCAACUUUACUCCCCCAAUCCUCUAUACUUUACUCCCCCAAUCCUCUAUACUUUACUCCCCCAAUCCUCUAUAGCACAUGGUGGAUAGAUGAACCCAGCCAUGAACUUGCCAGCCGCUGCCUGAGAGAACGAGCUUAGCAGAGAAACACAGCGCUCCACAAAGGAAGGAUUUCAAUAAGGUGGGCCCUGUCUACACCCAUUCACUGUUAAAGUAAGAGAGCUGAGCUGAUUCCAUUCCAAGAAGCACCGUACCAUCAGGAAAAGUAGGGCUGUGCUUCAAUUCUGUACUCCCCUAUCUCUAUUAAUGCAGGAUAUUCCACUGACUGAUGGUGAUCUUAGUUUAAAACUGUUUAAAUUUUAUUUGGAAAACCCCACUUCUACAUAGAGAAUGAGGCUUUCAAAAGUAGACUCACUACCGAAGUGGAGUAUCAUACAGUGAUCGAUCAUGACACUAAUUACCAUUUCACUGAUCAGUUUUCAUUAUUUAGCUUGUUCAAGAAUCAUAGAUUUGUACCUUUUGUAAGUGUUUAUGAAUAAAAUUGAUUUUAUGCAUGUUGGUUUUUAAAAUGUA